This is a messenger RNA of Aspergillus piperis CBS 112811, 690 nucleotides long. RefSeq lists its product as uncharacterized. Lineage: Eukaryota; Fungi; Ascomycota; Eurotiomycetes; Eurotiales; Aspergillaceae. Bases 449 to 673 code for a protein of 74 amino acids. The record is from RefSeq and is a predicted model, not a curated record. The transcript has a single exon.
UAGUGUACCUUUUGAUGGGGGGGGUUCGACCAGGACGGCAUGCGUACAUGCCUUCUCCAUUGGGACGUUCCUCCGGCCAGACACGCACAUACUGUCCGUUCACACUAUUCAUUUCAUUCAUUCAUUCGGCCAUUAGUAAAUACACUCUUACAUAUUAGCCGGGAUGUAAUGACUUGUAGUGCAUGAGGUGUAGGCAGAGAGUCCAGAACCUGUGACACGCAACGACAGCAACGACAGCAACGACAGCAACUCCAGUAUCAAAUAGUAAAGACCUAGAACAUGCUCAACCCCAGGUUGUUGCGGGCAUUUGUCGUCAGUGAGUGAGCAAAUGUGCAAUUGGGAUAAUGAGGAUGCGAGGUGAAGAUACGGCAACCAAGGUACAAUACCGUACGGCAAGAGGUGGGACGAAGUGGAAGGGGGCCCACCUUCUACCCGGUGCGUGUGGUUUAUGGCCUUGUCAUGGGGUGGUUGGCAUUGUAGCCACGGCCUUUUCCUUUGCUUUUCCCGCGUGCUUCCUGCCUUUUUCCCCCUCUGCUUUGGUGUGCCUCGUUUUUCCCCUGCCGUGCCUUUUUCCCUUCCUUCCCUCCUCCCCCCCCUUUUUUCCAGUGGUACCAAACCACAACUCCCACAGCCCAACCCGGAAAUCCAAGUGGUGGUGGUAAGAGCUAAGUAAAGUAAAGUAAAGUCAAA